AUGGCACAAACUACACCGCCACCUGACCGAGACGUCUUCGCAAAGGGAAUAGGGGCUGAAGAUAGUCGAGGAAAAGUCAACUUCGACGUCCCGCGCGCUGGAAAGCCGUGCAAGACCUGGUACAAAGUCUACGGCGACAUAUCCGACCGCUCCAUCACCCCAACCAUCGUCCUCCAUGGGGGUCCAGGACUCUCUCAUUGGUCCGUCGAGCCCAUCGCGGCUGGCAUCGCUGAGCAAUAUUCGCUUCCGACUGUCGUUUACGAUCAGGUCGGCUGCGGCUCGUCCACGCAUUUGCCCGAAAGGAACGGUGACGUCAGCUUUUGGACGAUCCAGCUGUUCAUCGACGAGCUGCAUAACCUCCUGCACAACCUUGGCGUCCACGAUAGCGGCUACAACCUCGUCGGGCACUCAUGGGGAGGCAUGCUCGCCGCGUCCUUUGCCAUUCAAAAGCCGAAGGGGCUUAAGCGGCUCGUUCUGCACUCAGCGACAGCUAACGUAACGCUGUUCGCGAAGGGCGUUCAGGAGCUGCGGGCCGCGCUUCCCCAAGACGUCCAGGAGACGUUGAGCAAGCACGAGGAAGCUGGAACCGUUGACAGCAAGGAGUACAUGAGCGCCGUCACGGAAUUUGGCGCGCGACACAUAUGUCGUAUUAGCCCUCAACCUGAUUCAGAAGCCAAGGCAAUGCAAAGCGUGUUCGCUGAUCCAACUGUGUACUUUACGAUGAAAGGCAAAACGCAUCUUGAUACCACCGGCUCGCUCAAGACCUUCGACCUCACCGCCGAGCUGGGGAACAUCGAGGUCCCAACGCUCGUCACAAACGGUCGGCAUGAUGUCGCACAGGACAUAUCCGUGUACCCUUUCUUUGAGCAUAUCCGUCAGGUUAAAUGGGUGCAGUUCGCAGAUUCAUCGCACGUGGCACAUCUCGAGGAGCCUGAUAGGUUUCUGGACGUCGUCACCCGUUUCCUGAAGGGCGGUUCGUAGUCGACAGGACUUACAAGGACCCGGGCUCGUAGAAGCGAAAAACCACAAAGUGUGCGCGAAGUAUGUUCGAAUAAAGUAUGCAACAUUUCGAUAUCAUAUGCGCAAUCGUGAAAGUAGCACGAAUAUUCACA
Molecule: messenger RNA, 1112 nt
Organism: Coniophora puteana RWD-64-598 SS2
Lineage: Eukaryota; Fungi; Basidiomycota; Agaricomycetes; Boletales; Coniophoraceae
Product: proline-specific peptidase
Exons: 3
Coding region: 1-981 (326 amino acids)
Biological process (GO): proteolysis
Molecular function (GO): peptidase activity
Source: RefSeq, a predicted model, not a curated record